AUGGCAGACUCCGGAGAUAGCCCACUCUCCAUCGCAGCAAACUGGAUAUCCAUCGUUACUUUCAUCACGACGUCUUUGGGCGGCCUGACCAUCCUCUAUACAUUUUACAAGCAAUUUGAAAAAGCCGAAGAAGACUUGGUUGCCUACGGAAAUGUUCUCGCCGAAUCAAGCAAGGUGCUUAUAGCCGACAUUGACGCCAUCGAACCGAUCAUCAAACGGUUCCCCUUAAAGCUUGCAUCACUCGAAAACACCUUUCAGAUGUAUGAACAAAUCAGGGAACUGGUUGAUAAGUUGGAGAGAUCAUUGCGGGUGCAGUCUCCAGGUCAGAAAGGGCUGAGAAGAUUCGUCGGCACUUGGAAGCUAGGAAGAAAUACAGAGCCUGCGAAUACUGUGAGAGAGAUCCAGCGAAUCACACCCAGUUUAUCUGCGAUGAAGAUCAAUCUCCUGUUCUGGCGAUUAGAAGAGCAAGAUGAAUUACUAAAGAAAUCCGUGAGAGCAUAG
Messenger RNA from Trematosphaeria pertusa, 501 nucleotides. RefSeq lists its product as uncharacterized. The coding region runs from base 1 to 501 and encodes 166 amino acids. The record is from RefSeq and is a predicted model, not a curated record. The transcript has 2 exons. Lineage: Eukaryota; Fungi; Ascomycota; Dothideomycetes; Pleosporales; Trematosphaeriaceae.